CGACACGUCACACAACUCUUUUUAAGGAUUCUUUAUUAGUAUAGUAGUUGGGUUUAGUAGGUCGCAAAUCGCAAGUCGCAACCUCCGUCUUCUCCUCUUUCUGUGUACAUCGGACUGAAGCAAAAACCCUUCCCCAUUUUCCCCUACUCCCAAGUAUUGCUGAUGAUUGGGAUCUUGAUGAAGGAAUGAUUCUGGCAGAAAAUCACCAUGUGAACGCUCCAUCCAACAUGGUAAGAGAAACAGUUCAAAUGAGUCGUUUGACAAAUAGGGAGGCUGAGAACAGUCUUCACAAACAAAGUGACCAAAAUCCACGUCAAGGCCGUAACGGAAGAUGUAGAAACUUGGGGUCCAAUGGAACCAGUUCUCAACCUUGUUAUGAUGAAAAUGAUGGGGAAGUUAAUAGAUCAGGAAUAUCCACUAGAGAUGCUUCAGACAAUCUUAAUGCAAACAUGCAGCCUGAUGUUAUUCAUAAAAAAGCAAGGCAGCAGAAAGAAAUGACUUUCCAAGAUAUGUAUAACAACCAAGAUCUCUUUGAUGAUGAGGAUGAUGAUAGUGACUGGGAGCCUGCACAAGAGCGUGUAGAAAUUAAGAAGUGGUUCUGCACCAAUUGUACAAUGGUUAACCUUGAUGACACCAUCCAUUGUGAUAUUUGUGGGGAACAUAAAGAAUCUGGAAUCCUUAGACAUGGGUUUUUUGCUUCCCCCUUUUCACAAGAUGUAGGUUCUGCUGAAGUUGAGUCAGAAAUUAAAGAAAGACACAGAGACUUGGGCUGCCCAAUUUCAACCUUGAAUAGUUCCACGGCAGUAGGUUUUGAUGAGAGAAUGUUGCUACACUCAGAAGUUGAAAUGAAGUCACAUCCACAUCCAGAAAGACCAGAUCGUCUGCGAGCUAUUUCUGCUAGCCUUGCUACAGCUGGUAUAUUCCCAGGAAGAUGCUAUCCCAUUUCUGCAAGAGAAAUUACACAAGAAGAACUUAAAAAGGUCCAUUCCUUGGAGCAUAUUGAAGCUGUUGAACUUACAAGUCAUCUUCUGUCUAGUUAUUUCACUCCUGACACAUAUGCCAAUGAGCAUUCAGCAUGUGCUGCCCGGCUUGCAGCAGGCUUAUGUGCUGAUCUUGCUACAGCAAUCUUUUCUGGGCGUGCCAAAAAUGGUUUUGCUCUGGUUCGGCCUCCUGGUCAUCAUGCUGGUGUAAGACAGGCAAUGGGGUUUUGCCUCCACAAUAAUGCAGCAGUUGCAGCAUUAGCAGCUCAGGUUGCAGGAGCUAAGAAAGUGCUAAUUGUUGAUUGGGAUGUUCACCAUGGGAAUGGUACACAGGAGAUAUUUGACCAGAACAAAUCGGUCUUGUAUAUAUCAUUGCAUAGACACGAGGGGGGAAAGUUUUAUCCUGGUACGGGAGCUGCACAUGAGGUUGGUACCAUGGGGGCAGAAGGAUACUGUGUGAAUAUUCCGUGGAGUCGUGGGGGAGUUGGUGACAAUGAUUAUGUUUUUGCCUUUCAGCAUGUUGUGCUUCCCAUAGCCUCUGAGUUUGCUCCUGAUCUCACCAUCAUAUCAGCAGGGUUUGAUGCUGCAAGGGGUGAUCCCUUAGGAUGCUGUGAUGUUACUCCUGCAGGCUAUGCACAGAUGACUCAAAUGUUGACUGCCCUUUCUGGUGGAAAGUUGCUUGUUAUUCUUGAGGGGGGCUAUAAUCUACGUUCUAUAUCAUCUUCUGCUACUGCAGUCAUUAAGGUAUUGCUGGGUGAAAUUCCUGAAUGCGGUUUGGAUAUUUUACCUUCUAAAGCUGGUGUGCAAACUGUUCUGGAAGUCCUUCAAAUUCAGAUGAACUUCUGGCCUACUCUGGGUCCCAGAUUUUCGGAUUUGCAGUCACAAUGGGGAACAUACUGUUUGAAAAACAAAAAGAAACAUAUUAAAAAGAGACGGCUGGCUGUGGCACCAUUAUGGUGGAAAUGGGGACGGAAAAGUUUGUUGUAUCAUCUCCUAAAUGGGCAUCUCCAUGUAAAUCAAAGGGGCGGAGAUUGAUUUUGUAGAUUAUAUGCAUACCUUGUAAUUUUGUGCACCUUUGUAAACCAUCUAGUUUCAGGAUAGUAUCAUUUUUUGCAUGCUCAUGACCUUUGUCAAGGUAUGUAUGGUGCUUUUGCGGCGUUAAAUUUCAGAACAGAUUUCACCCUUACUGUGUCCAUAUGAUUUUAUUGCAGUGUAUUAACAGCCUCUAGCGCAAUUUAGAUUCAA
Molecule: messenger RNA, 2225 nt
Organism: Quercus lobata
Lineage: Eukaryota; Viridiplantae; Streptophyta; Magnoliopsida; Fagales; Fagaceae
Gene: HDA15
Product: histone deacetylase 15
Exons: 18
Coding region: 186-2015 (609 amino acids)
Biological process (GO): epigenetic regulation of gene expression
Cellular component (GO): cytoplasm; histone deacetylase complex
Molecular function (GO): histone deacetylase activity
Source: RefSeq, a predicted model, not a curated record